Telopea speciosissima is the source of this 1785-nucleotide messenger RNA. RefSeq names its product snurportin-1. The record is from RefSeq and is a predicted model, not a curated record. Gene Ontology annotation, biological process: snRNA import into nucleus. The transcript is spliced from 7 exons. The coding region runs from base 95 to 1372 and encodes 425 amino acids. Lineage: Eukaryota; Viridiplantae; Streptophyta; Magnoliopsida; Proteales; Proteaceae. Gene Ontology annotation, cellular component: cytoplasm; nucleus.
UAGGGUAAAAUUGGGAAGAUGGAAAGAGCGGGAAUACAACACAGCCAUUUUAGUAGAAGCACAGAUAGAGGUUGGUCGCACAAGGAAACCAAAAAUGGCACCUCCCAAUUCCCGCCGUCCGUUCAAACGCUUGCCCAUCUCCGAUCAGCAGAAACGACGAGAGCUGGCGCUACUCCGACAGGAACAAAAUCGACGGGACUCUCAGCACCACGCUCGCUGUAUAGCAUCCUCCGUCCUCUCUCUCCAAAACCGGGAGGAUCCCCAACCGGAAAUUGAAAUUGAAAUUGAAAUUGGAAUUGAACCUGAACCAGAGCUCUCUCCCAAACCUUCAUCUCCUACCUCUAGGGAUUUCGACGUUCGUCAGGCCUCCAAGCUCAGAGGCCCUGAAGUUCGUCAAUGGUUUGCCCGACAGCUCAUGCUCCCUGAGUGGAUGAUCGACGUCCCUCCUCGAUUAAACAUUGACUGGUAUGUUUUUGCAAGACCUGCUGGCAAGCGGUGCUUUGUCGUUUCUUCUGAUGGAACAACUGUUAGUAGGCUCCGUAAUGGUUCUAUCCUGCAUCAUUUCCCUUCUGCUUUACCUAAUGGGGCCAGGACAAAAGACAUUUCCGGUCCUGCACACUCAUUUUCUAUUCUGGAUUGCAUUUUUCAUGAACCAGAUCAAACUUACUAUGUGAUUGACAUGCUUUGCUGGCGAGGGUACUCUUUAUAUGACUGCAGCGCUGAGUUCCGGUUUUUUUGGCUGAAAUCUAAGCUUGCAGAAACUGGAGCGUGUGAUCCUCCUUCACAGUAUCAUAGAUAUAGAUUCAGUUCAGUCCCCAUUUACGAUUGUGAUCAUAUUGGCCUACAGGAGGCAUAUACAGGUGCUUUACCUUACACCAAAGAUGGCCUAUCGUUCUACAACAAACAUGCACAUUAUCAAACAGGGAACACACCACUGGCAUUAGUUUGGAAGGAUGAGAACUGUAGCCAAUACGUCCUUGAUACAGAUAGUAAAGGACAGGUUCCAGCUCAGCAACAGGUGGUUUUGGAGCUUCAAGACGAUGGAAAACUGACAACAUCAGAUGAUCCUCCAGUGGUAUGUGGGUGCUUGGAUACAAAUUUUAUGCAGCAGUCAGGAUUGCAAUCAGGAAGUCUAUUGCGUUUUGUUGUUGGUGAAGGAGGCUUCAUAUUUAUGGAUGGAAAGCUUGAGAAGGCUGAUAUACAUUACAUUGGCAAAGUCAACCGUGCACGUGCUUUUGCAGAUAGCUACUCUAAGAUUCUAUUCCAGUAUAGUGCUCGACGCUCUCCGCUAAAAAUUGAUGAUCUGGUAGCAUCUAUUAGCUCAUGUCACGGUCAAGAAGAUGGAAGUCCUGAUGUCGAGAUGGUUGGUUGAUGAUUGACAAUAAUUCAAAAGGGAGAUAAUAAUCCUUAGGUCGAGUACCAUUUGCUAUGUGGUAUCAACAUUCCCGGAACAACAGUGGCUCUCAACUCUCAAGUCUCUUGAAGGCGACAUUGUUUGUCAGGUCUGUGAUUAACAUUUGGAGUCAAAUUCAAAUUACUGACCGAUGCCUUGUGAGUAGCAAAUUGGUUCAGUAACCCUUAUGGCAAGAGAUUCCUUGGGUAGCAGUGACCCUUUUUCAUCUUUAUUUACCAUGUGCCAUUUUGCUCAUAAAUUGGAUACAACCCCGGCAUUGUUGAUAAUGUAUCUCUGUUCUGCAGGUUUUCCAUCAACAUAGUUUGGUACAGUAUUGUAUUUACAUGAGCUAUCUAAAUCUAGGCAAUUAGAAUUCCAGUUUCUCUUACAAA